Molecule: messenger RNA, 1830 nt
Organism: Zootoca vivipara (common lizard)
Lineage: Eukaryota; Metazoa; Chordata; Lepidosauria; Squamata; Lacertidae
Gene: CLIC3
Product: CLIC family member 3
Source: RefSeq, a predicted model, not a curated record
CAGACUUCCGGAACCAAUUACACCCAUACUUCGGGUUAAGUACAAUUCAGGUUGAGUACUCUGCGGACCCGUCUGGAAUGGAUUAAUCCACUUUCAAUUACUUUCAAUGGGAAAGUUCGCUUCAGUUUAUUAACGCUUCAGUUUAAGUACUCUGCGGACCGUCUGGAACAGAUUAGUCCACUUUCCAUUACUUUCAAUGGGAAAGUUCGCUUCAGUUUAUGAACGCUUCAGUUUAUGAACAGACUUCCGGAACCAAUUGUGUUCAUAAACUGAGGUACCACUGUAUUGAGAUACCUACUGAGCUUUAUAGAGAUUCUAAUUUUCCGAGUUUCACCUGUCAAUCGCCUUUGCUUUUUUUUUUUUGCAAGCAUUGGAAAGUUUGCAAAUGCUGAAAAGAACCAGAUUUGUAAAAGGGGUGCGAUCAUUUCGAUUGCAUCCACAUCCACAUCCACAUUGCUUUUUGCUCUUUUUUUUGCAAACGGCUGGAAGUCUGCAAAUAAACUUGAUUUGCAAGGGCGUCGAGAUUUGCACACGAGGAAUGCGGCCAGUCCAACUUUGGGCAGGGCUCGUUUGCCUCUCGAAAGGAAUUCGAACGCAGCUCUGCCUGGCUGCCUGUUCUCUUUGCGGCUCCUGAGCAGGAUGGCAGACAACCCCAAGCUCCAGCUCUUUGUCAAGGCGAGCGAGGAUGGUGAGAGUAUCGGAUCCUGCCCCUCUUGCCAACGGCUCUUCAUGGUUCUUCUCCUCAAAGGGAUCCCCUUCACGCUGACCACCGUGGAUACCAAGAGGUCCCUGGACGUGCUGAAGGAUUUCGCACCCGGGGCCCAGCUCCCAGUGCUGCUGUGUGACGGCCAACCCAAAACCGACACUCUCCAGAUUGAGGAGUUCCUGGAAGAGACCCUUGGGCCCCCCAAAUUCCCCAGCCUUGAAGUCCGGACAAGGGAGUCGGCAACGGCCGGUGACGAUAUCUUCCGCCGAUUCUCAGCCUACAUAAAGAACCCAGAUCCGGGCCAGGACGAAGCCCUGCGGGGGAGGCUCCUCCGAGCUCUAUGGGAGCUAGAGCACUACCUGGGUGCCCCGUUGGAGCACGAGGCGGGGCGAAGCCCCCGGGGCCCCUUCCUGGACGGCGAUCACAUGACCCUGGCUGACUGCCGGCUCCUGCCCAAGCUCCACACCGUCGAUGUGGUUUGCCAUCAUUACCGCCGGGAAGGGGUCCCCGGCGAAAUGUGGGGCAUCCGGCGCUACCUGGAGGCGGCCAGAGAGGCAAAGGAGUUCCGGUACUCCUGCCCGGACGGGGAGGAGCUUGUCCGGGCAUACCGGGAAGUCGUCCGGCCGGAGUAGGGGCGCAAGGGGGCCAGCCAGGACCCCGAGGGUGGUCCACGGUCUGGGGGAGCUCGGCUGAUGUAGCAGUGGGGCGCGGGGAACGAUCCGGGACCCUGCGGGUGCCCCCCAUCCCGGGGGACUCGAGGAUGAGAUCCUGACAGCAGUGACCCACAGUGCAGCGUGGCUCAAGGACCCCAGCCGCGGCGACCCCCCCUCCACCUUGGGGUUCGAGGCGAAGAAGAUGCAGCCGAGAUGGGAGAAUUCCACCCUGCAAGCAAACUGGAAAUACUGGAAUAUCAGCAGAGAAUAUGUUUAAAGCAAGUGUGCGUUUAAAUAUAUUUGAUAUUGGCCGAGUAUAUGUUUAAAGCAGGUGAAUAAAUCAGUUGUUCAAUAGACUUCAAUUCACUCUUCUUCAUUAAAUCAAAUUAAUCUGGAAUAUGCAGGAAAGAAGGAACAAAAUAAAUCGAAGGAACCGCAGAAAAUGGUUGUAAAACGACUGAAAUGUAAAUA